Messenger RNA from Magnolia sinica, 582 nucleotides. RefSeq lists its product as uncharacterized. Lineage: Eukaryota; Viridiplantae; Streptophyta; Magnoliopsida; Magnoliales; Magnoliaceae. The transcript has 2 exons. Bases 103 to 411 code for a protein of 102 amino acids. The record is from RefSeq and is a predicted model, not a curated record. Gene Ontology annotation, cellular component: cortical microtubule. Gene Ontology annotation, biological process: cortical microtubule organization.
GAGAGUUUGGCAGCCAUUUCCAGAUCUAAUGGAGUAGUUGAGAGUUAGGGUUUAGAUCAGGAAAUCGCUAUUUUUCGCUGUCGUUUUCGUUGCCGUAUAGCGAUGAAUCGGAGUUUCAGGGCUGCAGAGUCGCAAAUGCAAGCGCCCGUACAGCAGCAGAGGCAAGGGAGGAGCCUUGGAGCUGUGAUGAAGGACAAGGAAGAGGAUCUUGCGUUGUUUCUCGAGAUGCGGAAGCGCGAGAAGGAGCGGAAUAGCUUGCUCCUCCUCCACACCUCUGAAGAUUUCGAUCCUUCUUUAGGGUUGAAACCAGGCGGUUCUCCCAUAUUCAAGAUAGUGUCAUCAACACCACGUAAAACUGCUUCUGAUGACUUCCUAAACUCCGACGGCGAGAAAAAUGAUUAUGAUUGGUAAUGUCACAGCAUCUCAUCUACUUAUUAAGGAAUGCUGAAAAACAUUGAUGAUAAGGAUUAUUUGGGCACACCACCAAGUUGUGGUUGGCAGGGCUUCCAAAGUGCAGCCAGUACAUUUGGUACUUGGGAAGAACCCAUCAAGCAUGUUAGCAUUUCCCACCCUUUCCUUCCC